This is a messenger RNA of Talaromyces proteolyticus, 1720 nucleotides long. RefSeq names its product cytochrome P450. The transcript is spliced from 3 exons. The coding region runs from base 1 to 1500 and encodes 499 amino acids. Gene Ontology annotation, molecular function: heme binding; iron ion binding; monooxygenase activity. The record is from RefSeq and is a predicted model, not a curated record. NCBI's taxonomy places the organism in Eukaryota, Fungi, Ascomycota, Eurotiomycetes, Eurotiales, Trichocomaceae.
AUGUGGGUCUUUUACACCUGUAGUUUUAUAACAGGUCUGCUAGUCACCUACCAUGGGGUACCAGGUCCUCUGCUAAAUAAGAUCUCUAGCGUACCCUUGGCAGUUGGCGACAUUUUCUUACGACGUAAUGAGAAGAUAUUUAAAUGGCAUCAGAAAUAUGGUUCAAUAGUAUGUAUUUCCCCAAACGAAGUAUCGGUGGCCUCGAUCGACGCGACAAGGAAAAUUUAUAGCACCAACAGCAGAUACGACAAAAGCAAUUAUUUUGAUAAUUUCAAAGGAUAUGGAGCAAAUCACUCCAUAUUCGCAACUAAAUUGUUUGAAGAACACAAAAAGAAGAGAAAGCUUACUUUUUCAUUCUAUCAAGCCUCUACAUUAUACACCAAAACUUUUAUCGAAGAGGGAAUCCGGUUGAAUGUUCGCUCCGUGUUGGAACAUAUAAGUAUACUGAGCCAGAAUACCUCGACUAUUGAUGUGUACUCAUUCACCGACUGGUAUGCUUUUGACAAUAUUACGCGUAUUGUAUUGGGACCAGUUCACUGCUCUCAUUCUAUCAAGGGUGACUCCGAGGAGCGACGUAUCCUCAGGAACCUGAAGCACUGCCAGCUAUGGGGCCCUUUCCGUGUACGAUUUCCUUGGGCCUUCCAGGUCAUGACUUUUCUCUGUAAAUACGCAAACAUUGGAGGUCACUUGAAAGCUGAGCUAGAAUUGGCAAAAUGGUGUCGUGACCGUGCUUUGAAAGCGCUUCGCGAUAUAAAAGUCGAUCAAGCGAACUCUUAUAGUUUAAUUCAUAAUCUGCUCUCCCGGAAAGGUCGACAUAAGCAGGGCUUAGAUAACUUCUCGCUUGCUCCAGACUUUAUCGAAGCCGAGGUUUUGGAUAACAUAAACGCAGCAGAGGCUACAGUGUCUGUCACGGCAACAUAUGCUAUAUAUUACCUGAGCAGAGAGAUAAAAUGGCAGACAAGAAUACGCAAUGAGCUACUGCAACUUCCCCGAGAGUUAGAUGGCUUGCCUACGUUUGCGAAUAUCAACAAAGCUCCAGUUCUGGAUGCCUGUCUGAUGGAGGUUUAUCGCUUAAAACCUGCAGUCAGUGGGCGCGCUGAACGCGUGAUACCUGAUGGUGGAAGAUUGAUUUCAGGUGUUUAUUUGCCGGAAAAGACAAUUGUGUCCACGUCAGUCACUGCCAUCCACCACAACAAGAAUUCCUUUACAAUCCUGGAAGAAUUUGCGCCACAACAGUGGCUAGAUGUGACCUCACAUCAUCGUAGUACUAUGGAGACUCAUCUUAUACCGUUUGGGUAUGGUGCACGACUUUGUCUGGGCAAACCACUUGCAACAAUGGAGAUCAAGUUGCUUUUAGCAGGUAUAUAUUUGCAUUAUGAGACAAGGCUUUCAAAAUUGACCACGGAAGAGUCCAUGAAACAGACAAGUACUCAUGAUGCAGUUCCGAGGGGAUUAAAUUGUGAAAUACAAUUCUGCGGGUUGAGUAGCUGCAAUGUUUAGGCUCUGGAAUUUCAUAACCCUCUUCAUAUUUUAUUGUGUUUGUAAUUUCAGUUAGAAUCAAUAGUUCUGUAUUUUUUUGACAGACUUUUGUGUUAGAUCGCUCUCAUAGUUUUGGUAACCUGAUCGUUAGGGUUAGGGUUAAGUGCCAUUGUUUUUCCUUCGGCUGCGUCCUUUGAUUCCAGCUCAAUUUAAGUUGUCAACAUUAAUGUCCUUCCUUCUA